CACGAUGUCUCUGCCUAUAAUGGAAUUACAAAGGAAGCUCUUGAAGAUCAAGCAAGGCAGCUUUCAAAUCAAUUUAAGGAUAGGGGAGCAAGCAAUGAUACUUUACUUCUUGCUUCUUACUGUCAAGGGGGGCACUGGAUGCUUAUUGUGGUUAACCCUGUUGCUUAAAAAAUUUGGUAUCUUGAUCCUCUUAACGGAGAACCAAGCAAUAGGCCAGAUAUGGUAGAACUUUUUAAUAAAGCUGUGGUCUUGUAUCGAACUGCGACCAACAAGACCUUGUCCCCUAGCUUAAGGGUAUUGGACUCUUGUGAGACAUGGGUCACAGUUAAGUGUCCACUCCAGACAUAUCAGAGCAAUGACUGUGGCUAUUGCUUGAUGAGAUUCUUGAAGGAUAUUAUCACCCAUGCCCCUACCACAUUACCUAACAAAUACUUCGAGGAUGCCUACUGUAUUCAGUAUGCAGCUGCACAUAUAAAGGAAAGCCUUGAAGAGGUAGCUCAAGCUGUGUUUAACAUGUGGAUAGCAGCAGUGGUAAGGCCCAAUUAG
Molecule: messenger RNA, 546 nt
Organism: Prosopis cineraria
Lineage: Eukaryota; Viridiplantae; Streptophyta; Magnoliopsida; Fabales; Fabaceae
Exons: 5
Coding region: 220-546 (108 amino acids)
Source: RefSeq, a predicted model, not a curated record